AGCUGCGUCUUUGUCACAAAAACACUGGAGGGCGACAUUUAGGACUCUUCGCCACCUCAUAUCUGCAAGCACAAAACUAGGCAGCGCUCCGCAGGGCCCCUUGGUGUCGACAGUCGGAUAUCACCGUUGAGAUUACAGCACCACCGGCUCCGCCACGAGUUCUCCCAUGACAGUCAACACCGAUUACACUAAGUUUGCGCGAUUGAAAGUUUUGACGAGCUACAAUAAGUUCCUUCUGGACACGAUAUGGGACCCGAAUCCUCGCCGUCCUGAGAGCCGGCACGACUAUCGGAUGCUUACCCUCUCCACUUUCAAUGGCCACCCGGGAGUAUUCCGUGGGGUUCUUGAUGAGGAGCGCAAUGUGGUCGUCAAUAUCAGGAAAGAUAUCGAAGUGGCGGAAGAAGAGUUGGCUUGGUAUCACAAGCUGGAAGACCUCUGGGACCAUGGCAUAGUGACACCAAGAGGACUGUUUAAGCGUGGUCGGUGGUCAUAUUUCAUUCUAGACUACAAAGGAGAGCCUUCGAGGUCCUGGAUGGACCCAGAAUUUAGAGAAAAACUGCAACGUCUCGUUUGGGUGGUCCACCAAAGGGGUAUCGAACACAACGCGGUGGGGUUGAACCAUAUGCUGACGGACGAGGAUGGCAACCUCACCUUGGUGGAUUUUCAGCUUGCAACGCGGCAUUUCGGGGUAUGCGAGACGGGGUGCCGGGAGAUUGAGGAAUGCAAAGUCCCAAAGUACCCUGAAAGGGCAAUGGAAGACUAUCGCCGGCAGAAAGAGGAGAAGGAGAAGGAGCGGAAAGAGCAAAGGGCGCAGUGGAAGGAGAGGGAGGAGAGGGAGCAGAAGGAGCAGAGAGCACUGUGGCAGGAGAAGGAGCAGAGGGAACAGGAGGAGCAGAGAGCGUUGGAGGGCAUGAUGGCGUGGAUGGGUAGGCGUCAGUGGGAGCACUGGGUGCAGAAGCAGCAGACGGAGCAAAUGAAGCAGACGGUGCAGACAGUGCAGACAGAACAGACAGAGCAGACAGCGCAGACAGAGCAGACAGCGCAGACAGAGCAGAAGGUGCAGAAUGAGCAUGCAUCUCUAAACUAA
Messenger RNA from Dacryopinax primogenitus, 1087 nucleotides. RefSeq lists its product as uncharacterized. Bases 167 to 1087 code for a protein of 306 amino acids. The record is from RefSeq and is a predicted model, not a curated record. NCBI's taxonomy places the organism in Eukaryota, Fungi, Basidiomycota, Dacrymycetes, Dacrymycetales, Dacrymycetaceae. The transcript is spliced from 2 exons.